UAUUAUUAAUGAUGCUUGUCUUUAAAUAUUUUUCAAUUUUUUAAAUAAUUAAUUUGUCAUUUAUAUUUUUGUAAAUUGUCAAACAUAUACCGAUAAAUUCUACAUUUUUACAUUCUACAUGUCUAAAGUAAAAUAUGACAUUACCAGGGCCAUUAGACAAUACAGUGAUGAUUCACUUAAUCUUAAAGAAAUACUCAGAAAGAAAAUACCUCAAGAACGAAAACGAAUUCAAGAGUUCCGUAAGGAACAUGGAAAUUUUAAAGUCCAAGAUGUAACCAUUAACAUGAUGUAUGGAGGUAUGAGGGGACUAACAGCAUUAGUAACAGAAACUUCAGUUUUAGAUCCCAAUGAAGGUAUCAGUUUUAGAGGCAUUCCGUUACAAGAAUGUAGAAAAAUACUUCCAACUACAGCAGGGGGAAAAGAACCAAUUCCAGAAGGUUUUUUCUGGCUUCUGCUUACUGGAAAUGUACCCUCUCAAGCACAAGCUAAUGCAGUUUCCAAAGAAUGGGCCCAGAGAGCUGAACUACCACCACAUGUCAUUAAAGUAUUGAAAAUAAUACCAAAGUCUGUACAUCCCUUGUCACAACUUUCAGCAGCAGUUACCGUUAUGAACAGUGAAAGCAAGUUUCGAAAAGCCUACGCUAGCGGAAUUGCCAAGGCUGAUUAUUGGGAGUACGCUUAUGAGGAUGCCAUGGAUCUCAUCGCCAGACUUCCUAUAAUAGCCGCUAUAAUUUACAAAAACUCUUUUAAAAAAGGUGCCAAAGUCGGCAAAAUUGACUCUUCCAAAGAUUGGAGUUACAACUUAGCGAAAAUGUUAGGAUACGACAAUCCAGAAUUUAUAGAACUCAUGAGAUUGUACCUCUCUAUCCACAGUGACCAUGAAGGCGGUAACGCCUGUGCUCAUACUAUACAUUUAGUUGGUUCAACUCUCAGCGAUCCGUACCUAGCAUACGCCGCUGGUAUAAAUGGAUUGGCCGGUCCACUCCAUGGAUUAGCUAAUCAGGAGGUACUGAUUUGGCUCAAUAGGCUUCGAGAACAAAUAGGCGAUAAAGCAACAAAAGAACAACUUGCAGAUUUUAUAUGGAAAACUCUCAAAGCAGGACAAAUUGUACCUGGAUACGGACAUGCUGUAUUGAGAAAAACUGAUCCACGUUAUAUUGCUCAUAGAGAAUUCGCGCAGCAAUAUUUACCCAACGAUCCAAUGUUCCAAUUAGUCUCAAAAAUUUACGAAGUCGUACCUGAUAUCCUCACCCAGCUAGGAAAAGUCAGUAAUCCGUGGCCCAAUGUAGAUGCUCAUUCUGGUGUCCUUUUACAGUAUUAUGGUCUUACGGAAAUGAGCUAUUAUACCGUUUUAUUUGGAGUAUCAAGAGCUUUGGGUACGAUGGCAUCACUCGUCUGGGACCGAGCUCUUGGAUUGCCCCUCGAAAGACCAAAAUCUGUGUCUACAGAUUGUUUGAUAGAGCUCGUAAAGGAAAGUCGAAAUAAAUCAAGUAUCUAGUAUUUAGUGGAAUAAUAAAAGUUUAAAUAAUAAUUUGAAACAUAUUUUAUAUAUUUUUUUCAAUUAUAAAAUUAUCAAGCAAUUGAUAUAUAAUCAAGAAGUGCAGUCAAAUGUGAAACAGAUAUAUUUAGGUCAUACUAAAUGAAUUUUUUGUAUUUUUUGACUCUGGUGAGAUAAGUCAUAUUUUGUAUAUUUAUAUCUAUAUAUUUAUAUUGUAUAAUAAAUUUUUUG
Diabrotica balteata is the source of this 1729-nucleotide messenger RNA. The record is from the annotation of a GenBank genome assembly. Lineage: Eukaryota; Metazoa; Arthropoda; Insecta; Coleoptera; Chrysomelidae.